AUGGCCAUCGCCGCUCCGCUACCAUCCCAGGCACAGGCGCUCUUCACCCCGUGGGGAGCUACCAUUAAAACCAGCAGUGAUCCUCGCAAAUCUCUAGGUCUGAUGACAGACAUAAUGUCGUAUCAGUAUCCGCCUCCGCCGCACCACCAUGGCGCCGAAAUGGACCUUCACCAUCCCGGCUACCUGUCUAGCUAUCCAGCCUCGGCCUCUUCCUCCAUGGAGGGGACAAACGAAGCCGACCAUGGCCAAUUCGGUCCUGCCGGCGAUAAGAAGCGUAACAAACUCGGCUACCAUCGAACUUCGGUUGCCUGUGUGUGGCUGAAUCGCAAGGAUGAAGGCCAUUGUCGUCGCAGGAAGAUCAGAUGCAUGCCACAGCCAAACGACGUUCAAGGUCGCUGUGCGAACUGCAUCCGAUUGAAGAAAGACUGUAGUUUCUAUAGUGUUGGCCAGGAACCCGCUCCCGUUCCCGGACAAAAGCCAGGGGCAAGGCCGCCCGCGGGAACUAAGAUCGCUUCGGCAUCAUCUUCACCCGCAGUCGCGACCGGGCACCCACCUGAUGUUUCGUCCCAUCAGUCAUAUGCGCAUCUGGCGACUAUCCCCUCGAUCCAGAACAUGGGUCCUCCCUCCUUGAAGCCGGAAACAUACCCAGCAGAUCCUAAAAUGUCUUCAAGUGCUUCCAGUGGUAGAACCUUCGAUUAUGGUCACGGUGUGGCCAACUGGAUCCCAGCAGACACGAGUCCUAGCUCCGUGAAGGCUCCUGGGGAUGCUGGCGCUUCAUGGAGAACCUACCCGCACGAAUCCCCUAUAACACCGGCCUUCUCUCCCUACACUCCUCAGCAUCAUUCUUCCGGCUGGCCAGCAGCGCCACCAAUUGGCACACCAGGAGGAGGCGAUGUCGCCAGUUCUCGACCCGAAGACGUGGCUUGGGCGCCGUAUCCAGGGGCACCUCCUGCAAGGUCCUUAUCUUACGGAGGCGAAGCCUCGCAGUCGUACACACCUGCGUCUCAGAUAGGAGAACCGCCCGGCAGGUCCUACGACAGAAGAGCAUCUGCUGCCUCCACCAUGUAUCCGACACCCAUCACCACGUCGAUUCCACACGUUGCAAGCGUACCAGGCACCACCAUGGACCCUCAUGCAUCGCUUUCAGCCGGUGCUAUUCCACCCUCGAGCUAUGGAACCUGGCAGCAGCCAUAUGCUUAUUCGAAAUCCGGUGACGGCUACGACGCCUGGUAUGGUAACACAGGCCAUAACGAGUCUUCGGGUGGCGAUCAUCCUCACAGCGGCUAUUACGGAAGCAGAUAA
This is a messenger RNA of Neoarthrinium moseri, 1302 nucleotides long. RefSeq lists its product as uncharacterized. NCBI's taxonomy places the organism in Eukaryota, Fungi, Ascomycota, Sordariomycetes, Amphisphaeriales, Apiosporaceae. The coding region runs from base 1 to 1302 and encodes 433 amino acids. The transcript has 4 exons. The record is from RefSeq and is a predicted model, not a curated record. Gene Ontology annotation, biological process: regulation of DNA-templated transcription. Gene Ontology annotation, molecular function: zinc ion binding; DNA-binding transcription factor activity, RNA polymerase II-specific.